This is a messenger RNA of Haemonchus placei, 897 nucleotides long. The record is from the annotation of a GenBank genome assembly. Lineage: Eukaryota; Metazoa; Nematoda; Chromadorea; Rhabditida; Trichostrongylidae.
AUGAAAUCGGCGUUUUUGCUUGCGGUAUUGGUGCCUACAGUGGUGGCUCAGUGCUCGUUCAAAAAGGAAAACCUUGUUUCCAUUUUUAAGGUGAAAGGCAACACUGUAUGGGUAGAAUUCAUUAACAAAAACAUUACAAAUGGGCAUUGGACAGGUAUCGCUUUCGGAGAGAACAUGCGUAACCUUGAAAUAGUGGUGGCAAAAAUUAUUGGCAACGAAGCAUCCUUGGUUACCGGUAGCACGUUUACCUAUGGAGGAGUGAUGUUAGAUCCGAUGCCAUAUGUUGAGGAAAAAUUACUCAGCUACAAAAAUAAUCAAUUGAAAUUUGGUUUCACUCGGCCUUGGGGAAAAAAUGGACCACGAGAGCACUCUCUGAAAGAAUGUCAGAAAUGGCAUAUGAAUUCCAUACUUCUGCUAACGUUGUUGGUGCCUACAGUAGCGGCGCAAUGCUAUUUCAAGAAGGACAACAUCGUCUCCAUAUGGAAAGUGAAAGGUAACACCUUAUGGGUAGAAUUCAUCAAUAAAAACAUCACAGACGGACAUUGGACAGGUAUUGCCUUCGGAGAGAAUAUGUAUAAACUCGAAAUUGUGGUGGCAAAAAUUAUGAACAACGAGGCAUCGCUAGUGACGGGCCACACGUACUCUUACGGUGGAGUAAAAGAAGAUCCGAUGCCAUCUGUCGAAGAAAAAUUACUCCGCUACAAUUCUAAUGUAUUGAAAUUUGGUUUCACUCGACCUUUGGGAAAAAAUGGACCACGAGAGCACUCUUUGAAGGAAUGCCAGAAAUGGCAUUUCAUGAAGGAAGGCGACAUAGUUGCUGGUGACCUUUUCUCUCACAAAAGAGCGACAGAUUCGAUGAACGUCUGCUUGAAGGACUGUAUGUGGCAUGUCAUCUGA